AUGUACUUUGAUGAAGAACAAUUGCUAAAAUAUACUAUAUAUGCCUAUAGAUUAUCCUUUUUUGUAGGCAUUUGCUCACUUUUCAUAGCAAAAAGUUGUCUACCAGAAUUUCUUCAAUAUGGUAAAACCUACCGGCCCAAAGAGAAUUCAAAGUACUCAAGCAUUUUAGAACGAAUCAAGAAGUUCACAGUUCCAAAGGCGUAUUUUUCCCAUUUUUACUAUUUGGCUACCUUUCUAUCCUUAGUCACCUUAUAUUUCUAUCCUAAAUUCCCCAUCGUUUGGAUCAUAUUUGGACACUCAUUGCGCCGACUUUAUGAAACGCUUUAUGUACUACAUUAUACAAGCAAUUCUAGGAUGAAUUGGUCCCAUUAUCUAGUCGGUAUAUGGUUCUAUUCCGUACUCUUGUUAAUUCUUAAUAUAUCACUGUACAAGAACUCCAUUCCAAAUACGUUAAACAUGAAUGCUUUCAUCAUAUUCUGCAUAGCAUCUUGGGAUCAGUACAAAAAUCAUGUUAUUCUGGCCAAUCUGGUUAAAUAUUCGCUGCCAACAGGAAGGCUUUUCAGGUUGGUAUGCUGUCCUCAUUAUCUCGAUGAAAUAAUCAUUUAUUCUACUCUGUUGCCCUAUGAACAAGAAUUUUACCUAACACUAGUUUGGGUAAUCACAAGUUUGACUAUAUCCGCAUUGGAAACAAAAAAUUAUUACAGGCACAAAUUUAAAGACAAUCACGUAGCCCCCUACGCCAUAAUACCUUUUAUAAUCUAG
Molecule: messenger RNA, 762 nt
Organism: Saccharomyces cerevisiae S288C
Lineage: Eukaryota; Fungi; Ascomycota; Saccharomycetes; Saccharomycetales; Saccharomycetaceae
Gene: DFG10
Product: putative polyprenol reductase
Exons: 1
Coding region: 1-762 (253 amino acids)
Biological process (GO): lipid metabolic process; dolichyl monophosphate biosynthetic process
Cellular component (GO): endoplasmic reticulum membrane
Molecular function (GO): polyprenal reductase activity; oxidoreductase activity, acting on the CH-CH group of donors
Source: RefSeq, marked reviewed